Messenger RNA from Mucor velutinosus, 1776 nucleotides. It is a transcript of the gene MIC10, whose product is annotated as Mitochondrial inner membrane organizing system component. The record is from RefSeq and is a predicted model, not a curated record. NCBI's taxonomy places the organism in Eukaryota, Fungi, Mucoromycota, Mucoromycetes, Mucorales, Mucoraceae. The transcript has 5 exons. Gene Ontology annotation, cellular component: nucleus. The coding region runs from base 1 to 1776 and encodes 591 amino acids.
AUGUCUGCAGUUGCGCCUGUAACAAACGACAUUCUCAAAGAGAAUGGCAAUGCUGCCAACAAAAAGGCUCAACACAAGAUGAGAAAGAGAAAUAAAAAGAAGAGCAAAAAGCAACGUCAGGAGGAAGAGGCACAACGUAAAGCUGAAUUGGAGCAGCAGCAAAAGAAGGAAGACGCUCUCGAUGAUGUUCAGAUUGAAUACGUUGUUCAGCCUGUUGACAUGUCCGCAUUGAAAAAUAUGGAUGGUAUGUCAAAUCUUGACGAAAAUACGCUUCAGCAGUUCUCAGACAUUUUCAAACAUUUUCAAACUGGAAAGCCUGAGGAAGAUGACGAGGAAUUCCCUGUACAAGACAACACUGUCGAACCAGAAAAUGAGGAGAAUUCAGACGAUGAAGAAAAGGACGAUCAACCUUUGUCAAAGAAAAAGAUGAAGAAAAUCCAACGCUUGACUGUAGCAGAACUGAAGCAGCUCGUAAAGAAACCAGAGACUGUCGAGUGGUGGGAUGUCACAGCCAGUGAUCCCAAGUUGUUGGUCGCUCUGAAAUCAUAUCGCAAUACCGUGCCUGUACCUGCUCAUUGGAGCAUGAAGCGUAAAUAUCUUCAAGGAAAGCGUGGUAUCGAGAAGCCACCAUGGGAAUUGCCUGAUUUUAUCAAAGACACCGGCAUUAUGGAGAUGCGUGAUGCUGUCAAAGAAAAAGAAAGCGCAGCUGGUUUGAAGAGCAAAAUGAAGGAGAAAGUAGCACCAAAGAUGGGAAAACUCGACAUUGAUUAUCAAAAGCUGCACGACGCCUUUUUCAGAUUCCAAACUCGCGGCAAAUACACAUUACAUGGUGAACUAUACUACGAAGGCAAAGAAUUCGAAACAAAACUGAAAGAACAAAAACCUGGACAAUUGUCUGAAGAAUUGAAAGAAGCAUUGAAUAUGCCUCCAUUGGCCCCUCCUCCAUGGUUGAUCAACAUGCAACGUUACGGCCCUCCCCCUAGUUACCCUAGUUUGAAAAUUGCUGGUCUAAAUGCACCAAUACCCGAGGGUGCUCAAUGGGGAUAUCACCCCGGUGGAUGGGGUAGACCUCCUGUGGAUGAAUACAAUCGUCCUCUUUACGGUGAUGUAUUUGGCGUCUCCCAACCUACAGCUGCACCACCAGAGAUUGUCGAGCCUGUUGAUAAACAGCUUUGGGGCGAACUUGAAUCAGAGGAAGAAUACGAGGAGGAAGAGGAAGAGAGCGAAGAGGAAGAAGAGGAAGAGGAGCAACAAGAGGAGCAACAAGAAGUGGCUGCAUCUGACGACCUUGCUGAUGGACUCGUUACACCUUCAGGCAUGGCGUCGAUUGCUUCUGGAUUAGAAACACCUGAUCAUAUUGAGCUUCGUAAAGAUCGCAAACGAGAGGAAGACGAAGGGCCAAAACAAUUGUAUCAAGUACUGCCUGAAGUAUCUAAAAACAUCACUGGCUUUAUGGGCUCUCAGCAUGGUUACGAUUUAACAGCAGUGGAUAAACCAAUUGCACCACCACCUACCGGUAGAGUGCAAACAGCAGGAGGAAAACGUAAAGCAAAUAAUGUAGAUGUUGCUAUUGAUCCAAGCGAAUUGGAAGGCGGCCUUGAUGAGGCUACUUUGCGUGCUAAAUAUGAAGCUCAGAUGAAAGCUAAAUUGCCCGGUGGCAGUGUGAAUGAUGAAGAUUUAUCAGACAUGUAUGCUGAACAUGCUAGUAGACAGGCUAAAAAAGCCAAAACACAAGAUAGUCGAAAGGAAGGAAAAAAGAAGGAGUUCAAGUUUUAA